Penaeus vannamei (Pacific white shrimp) is the source of this 9351-nucleotide messenger RNA. The record is from RefSeq and is a predicted model, not a curated record. Lineage: Eukaryota; Metazoa; Arthropoda; Malacostraca; Decapoda; Penaeidae.
UUCAGAUUACGAGACACGAGAGCGAAAGCAAGAUACUGUGAUGGCUGUAGGUGGAUAGACUAGAGCCGCCGGCAGGGCGACCUGCAGUACCCACGCCCACUUAGUGUGCGCCCACCUUCCCUCCUGACGCCCCCAAUCUCCCUAUCAAGUGUUGUGCUCAGAACCCAUGGUCCAAAGUUGCGUGUUCUCGAAGUGAAGCAGAAAAAUGAAUAGUGAUUAAUAGUGAAUUAUAUGUGUUUGGAACCGACGCAGCCCGUGAGAAAGUGUCGCGUCGUGCCGGGCUCUCGAGGCCUCGCGUGAGUGACCGGUGGUUGUGAAUGUUGGUUGUGCACGGGCGCGCGGCGAGCGAGGGGAGCACACGGGCGGGGCAGUGUUAUAACCGCCCACGGGUGGAGUGCGAGGAGGCGAGCGUGACGGGUCGUGGGCGCGAGAGGCUGCUUUUCUCGAGGCCCUAGCUAUGCUCUCUGCGCCCGCCCCUUGAGCAGGCAUGGGUGGGUCACCAGCUGUGCUCCUGCUUACAUGAUGGGUAUAUUGGGCGUGUGAAAAAUUGGGCUGACGCGGGCGUGAGGGCCCCGUGGUGUGGGUGGGCAUGGCUCGGCGGGGCGGCGACGCGGCCAAGCAGGUGGUGGUGUCUGUGGUGGGCGUGUCGGGCGGCGAGAGGGAGAAGGGCGUGACGGGCCUGGGCAAGUCGUGCUUGUGCAACCGCUUCACCAAGCACCAGGCCGACCAGUACUACGUGGACCACAUCUCCGUUCUCUCGCAGACGGACUUCAGUGGUCGAGUGGUGAACAAUGACCACUUCUUGUACUGGGGAGAAGUGACCCGCACGGCUGACGAUGGCAUCGAAUUCAGCUUCCAGGUCAUUGAACAAACGGAGUUCAUUGAUGAUGCGUCGUUCAUGCCUUUUAAAGCUGGAAAAAUGGACCCAUACAUCAAGAGAUGUUGUGCUACAAAGAUACAGUCUGCAGAAAAACUGAUGUACAUUUGCAAGAACCAGCUAGGCAUAGAGAAGGAAUAUGAACAGAGAGUUUUGCCUGAUGGCAAGCUCAAUGUAGACGGGUUCCUUUGUGUGUUUGAUGUCUCCCAGGUUCCUAAUCGCUCUUUAGAGCGGCAAGUGGAGAUGACUGCAAGUAUUUUAAACAACUGUCUCAAGACUAAAAGACCAGUUGUACUCGUUACUACAAAAAAUGACGAGGCUAAUGAGGUGUAUGUGAAAGAGGCAGAAAAGCUAGCAAGCAGGAAAGAAUUUAAGGGAAAUAUCCCUCUUGUAGAAACUUCAUCACAUGAAAAUGUCAAUGUAGACACUGCGUUUAUGACAUUAGCACAUUUGGUAGACAGAAAUCGAGGACGAAUUCGUAUUGUUCCCUUCUAUGAGGCAGCCAGACAUAGAAAGGAAAUUCUUGAUUUGGCGACAGAUGCCUUCCAAAGAUUAGUGCGCACUCAUGUUCUGGACUACCGGUCUAUAUGGGCCUCAACUAGUAAAAAACUUGCUCAAAGCCCUGAUUUUGUACACUAUGUGGACCUCUUUGGUAUGGACCAAGCGGCCAAACUGUUCCGUCGACACGUCAAGAAGCUCAAAGACGAAUACCUCCAGAGAAAAGUGGAGGCGUACAUGGACAUGCUGCCAUCCAUCCUGCGAGAAUUCUUCCCAGAUCUGCAAAGUUUGGAGGACGGGGAUUGGUUAAGUAUACAGCAGAGGAUAAGUGAACAUCCCGACUUUGACCGCUAUUUCCUCCGCUGCAACAAAGAUAUCCCUUGGUCGGAAAAUACUGACCUCUUAGAUUCAGCGGAUACGCGUAUUCCCUUCGAUGUUCUCGACUCCAACGAAGCAGAGACGGUGUUCAAGAAUCAUGUCAAUGCGCUACAGGCAGAGUUAGAAAUGAGAGAGAUGCGAGACAAAUUCAAGAUUCUUCUUAUGGAGACUGGAUAUGUUACUCCAGGCAAGAGGCUUGAUGAAGUGCGUGUCCUGUUUAUGGGUAGAGAAAGCUUUGACUCCCUAUCAGAACAUGAUAGACAAUUUAUUUAUGAACAACACCAAAAGGACAUUACUGAAAAAGCAAGACAAAAUUUCCAUGAGUUGUUAUUAGAGCAGGCUGAACUUUUUUACCAUGUGAAGAGUCUUGCACCUACGGGCACUAUUACUCAAGAAGACAUUCGUGAAAUUACUCAAACGUUACAAGAAGACAGCAGAUACAAAGCUUUAGACAGGUUAGAGAGUGAGAGAACUUUACUGCUACUCCAACACCUAGGUUUUGUCCAUUGUCCGAAAAAGGAACACUGUCCAUCCUUCCCGAACUGUAUGGACUGCCUGAUUGAGAAGAUUAUUGCCAACAAAGCAGCCAGUAACAGUCGUCCAGGUUCAGGUACAUGGAGUGGGAAGAAUCUAGAUUAUGGCGUACGUAUGGAUUCUCAAGUGAAUUUGGUUCUUCUUGGCAACCACGGCCUAGCAGAAGAUCUUCAGAAUGUUAUUCGGUCUGUUUGUGAAGAUGAUGAAUUUGAACUCGACAAUCAGAUCUUCUCCUUAGACUACCGCAGCAUAGAUGGGGAUGUUUCACUGCCACAAAACUCCUUCAAGACCCCAGAAUUCUCUCCACAUGGUGUUGUAUGUGCAUACAGUAAUGAGGCAUCAUUGGAAUAUGUUAGAGAAUCAUUAGAAAAGUCACUCUUAACGCAACUGGAAAGUGAGGAAUCCACUCCAACCCCUCCCAUCACCGUCCUAUUUGCUCCUGACCCGGACCUGGACCACAAUGCAGCACAGCACCUGCAUGACGAGGGAGCAAAGUUGGCUGACAGUCCCCCUGGCAGCUUGCAAUGCACUUUCCUGGACGUUGGUCUGAGUGUUGGGGGCGGCGAAGGGCGGAGGUUCGACAGCAGUUUGGUCACGAAGGCGCUGCGCUCCUUAAUCACCAGCAUACAGCAUCGCAAUCACUCUCUCAAUAUCUUCAAUUCUGCAACAUUACCCAGAGAUUCACAGCCAGAUAUCAGAAUCAUAAUGUGCAUGUUAUGUGGAGACCCUUACUCAGUGGAGAAUGUGUUGAGCCCACUACUAAGUCACCAGUGGUGUAUUGUAACUGGUGAACAAUCCAUCUCCCUACAAACAUUCCUAGAUGACUGCAAGCGACGUGUGGAGGUAAUAGUGUCCUCCUACCAUGGUGCCAAUGCUUUCCGGGAAGAGUUGGUACAUGGUUUCAUCCUUGUGUACUCCACCAAGCGCAAGGCUUCACUAGCUACACUCAGGGCAUUUUCUGCAAACAUUCCCAAUCUUCCUAUCCAGAUUCUGGCAAUGACUGACACGAGCAGUGCUUCUGCAUUUUUUGGAUCUGAUAUUUCACAACAACUGAUUACUGAGGGUAAUGCCAUAGCUGACAGACUACAGGCACAUUUUAUGACAUCAACUGCAACUUGUCAGCAAAAGACUGCUUUCUACACGCCAUUCUUUAAGGAGGUGUGGGACAAGAAACCAGAAAUUGAGCAGGCCUUCAACAUGGAGGAUCCCUCUGGCCUUGAUGACUCUGGGGAAGGCACGCUGGAGCGUCCCCCCCAUCACCACCACAGGAGCAUCACGUUGCCACCACCAAGACGAAGCCUCCCGCCCAGAUCCCAGUCUGCGGAAGGUUCAGAGAUCUACGAGACCGUGCCAACAGAUGUUUCUUUAGGGGAUGACCUGGAUGAGCCUCUAUCACCAGUAUUCCCAGAUGACCAGCCUCUCACACCUUCGGACGACUCGGACAUCUACUCUCACAUUGAUAACGACGAAGAGGAGCACCUCAUGAAACCCUCGCAACUGAAGAAGCAUCAGAGAUUUCAGCAAGAAUUAUUCCGUCAAUCAUAUCCGAGCACAGAAUCUCUGCCCACAACUGUGUCUUCCCGCUCCAAGGUUUCCACCCAACCCUCUGACCUGGAGCCCACGUACCCCCCCUUGCCACCAUACCCACCCCUACCUCCUUCGGCAUCUCCACCACCCUAUAGUUAUGUCACACGUGACCACUCCUUCGACGGUGGGAGUGGGGGACAGUACAACCAACGGGAUGGGGCUGCAUCCCCAUCCCAGCGUGACCGUCCCCCUCCCCCAUAUUCUUUUGCUCCACGCACCUUACCCCAUGACAUGAAUAAACCCCAGCCCGCCCCUAGACACCAGUUCUUUAAGGCAGAGAGUUUGACGCUAGACCAUGGGGCCUCUGACCGAGACUACCUCAUGAUACGAGAACGUGUGGACAGGGGCUGGGUGGAUGAAAGUGUGUGCUCCCGGAGGCAUGAGGACUUCUGGGGUGAAGGCUAUGGACCCCAGUCCUUUACCACUGGCCGACGAGGCAAACUCCCCCCACCCCCAACCAAGCCACGACCCAAGGCCAGCCAGACCCUCAAAACGUUCCAGACGCUGAGUGAGGCAGUAUGUCAGGUCACGAACAAGCAACCUGGCAAACUAAACCUUAAGGCCUAUAGCAACGUGACUGACGCAAUUGGCAAAAUAAACCUCAAAGAUGCGGGCCUACACUCUAAACUAACCAAAGUGGGGUCAGUGCACGCGCCCCUUGCCACCCCUGAGAAUAUGGACCUAGGCCCUGAUUACGCCGCUCAGGUCAAGGAUGCUGUGCCAGGACUGUACUACGAGGCGGGAGACUAUGGAUAUUCCCGAGUGCAAGAAAUACCGCAGGCUGUUAGCACCAAGACUCGAAGACAGCGUAGGGAGAAGGGGCGGCAAGCGUACUCGGACUCAGACUCCGAAUGGAGUUCCCUUGAGCGGCGGCGUAGUACAGAUUCCUACAAAGUCAACCGCAAAGCCGUGCCCAAGAGGAUGAAAAAGAAGCGCCUCCCGAUACCCGUAGCUGCCCCCCGUGUGCCCCCCCUUCCCUCCUUCUAUGUUGCCGAGGGAGGACCAGGCACUCGCUAUUCGGAUGAGAGGCUAUUGCUCGACCCCUGUGAGAAAGUGGUGAGUGGGUCAGCUUCGGAUGAUUCUGACGCCACAGACAGAGAGGACCCGGCUGCCGCGCGCUCCAAAUAUAAACCUCAGAAACGCUCAUUUCAAUUUAAAAAGAAGACGGGAGGCAGGGAAGGCGUGGCAGUGCGCCCCCAGUGGUACCCCACUGCCCCCACACCCACCGCCCCACCCUCCUACCUCCACCCACGCAUGGGGCUGGCUGCCACCCCACCACAACCCCCUCUCGUACCCAAUGGCCGCCCAGCUUCCCCCAGACACCGACUUAUUCUCCCCCUCAUUCCUGUACUCCCAUGUAGUGUAACAUCUUACUUGGGUAGACCACUAAUAUAUUUGGAACUAAUAACAUUUAGAGUGUUGUCAGUCUCCUCAAAUGUAAAUUUGAGUGAUGACAGUGUUGACAAUCAGAAAAUUACUUUGAGCUGUUAUGUUCACUAUGUGGACUUGCAGUGUAGGAAUGAGACCAUCUGCAUAGGAAACCAGGAAAUUGUAGCACAAACAUUUUCUGAGUAUCUGCAUGGAGCAUUUAGAUGUUAUGAAAAGCAGAUGGAUAACAUCUCUCCUUCACUCUCCUCUCUGCUUAAGGACUACUUGAAACAAUUGCCACCCUUACUGCCACAGAACCAGCUCCUUGAGCUGACCACAAUUGCUAGUACAGGCAUUGGUGACCGCAGCCUAAGACUUUUGAGGCUGAAGGAGAUGCUAACAGGCCUCCCUUCAGUCAACUUCGAGGUUUUGAAGUUCAUUUUUUGUCAGGUAUGUCCCUUUGUCAGAGUUGCUGAAAACUGUAAAUUGAACUCCAUGGAUAGUAAAAACCUUGCCAUUUGUUGGUGGCCAACAUUGUUACACACACUGCAGUUUACAGACAUCAGUGAAUUUGAAUCUCAGCGUCCGCACAUCGAAGAUAUAAUUCAAACUAUGAUUGACCAAUUUCCUUUCCUAUUCCAAGGAAAAGAGGAUUAUGUCAUGGUCUGAUAUUAACCAGCGUUUUCCUGGUAAACAUAACUUCAUUUGUUUACAUUCAGCUGUGCUUUGGUCUGACAAAUCAAAGUGUGGCUCUUGAUAAACAAAAAAGGUUAUGUUUAGCAUGAAAACUUGACCCUAACUCCCCGCAGCCUCUGUUGCUGCAUGUCAUUUUCCCGUGAGCCUGGAGUGGUAGUGCCACAUUUGCCUCUGUGUGGCAUUUUCCGAUCACCAUGGCUCCUUCUGGUUGCUAACUAGACGCUAACAGCCACAACUUGAUGGGGCAAUGCUUCUUGACAACAGAAACCUGGGUACUUAUCCCACAGUGGCAAGUGUAAUGAACUACAUGCCACUGUGGCAGUGUUAGGAGCAUUAAGUCAAUGUUGUGGCUCAGUGUUAUUGUUGGCUGCCCUGAACUAUAUGCCAGUUCAGAAAGUGAUCAGUAUCCUAUUAUCUAAGACACACAAGUAGUGUGUGCUGUGUAUCAUAGAAAUGACAACCAAAGAAAAUUAUCUUCCAAUUUAGUGGAAUGAUAAAAAUGAUUGUGAUUAAAUCAAGCAAACUAGAUGAAUAUUAAAAAUAAAAAACAUAAAAAAAAGUGUCAAAUUGUUGUAUCAGCAAUAUUGACUGUAGAUAUAAACUUGAGUCACCUUUCCAUUAAAAUAAGUCUCUUUUACUCUGCCAGAAGAAAACCACAGAAGUUCUGUAUGCAGAUGAAGGUUAUUAUGAUCAUAGUUUACCAAAUCUGACGAAUGAAUGUCUGUAAUGAGUGUUGUCAGGCCAGCAUUGAAACAGUAUUUUCCCUCUGGGAUUUUGAGAGAAAGAGAGAGAGAGAGAAAAAAAAAAAAAAACUUGUAGAACUAAAUGAUGAAAGGAAUAAAAUACAUUUUAUAGUAGAAAAACUAUUUCAGGAUUUUAGUGUUAUGAUAAACUAACAUUGGAUUGUUGACAAAUGUAAAUUAAUGCAGCUUACAGACUGUUAAAUGGUGAGUACUCUUCUCAUGAGCGUAGCAUUCGAGUACUUAUGGAUAGCAUAAGAGGUAGCCUAAUGCCAGGCUGGAACUCAUGAGUUACAGCCAGAGCUUUUAGUCACAGAUUAAGCUCAUGUUCCAUGUUGUGUCUCCAGUACCAGACAAGAUGCCAGUACCUAUGUGGUAUCUGACAUUCCAGCCUGUCACACAGUUAUCGAGUGCCAUCAUGUAGAUUUGAUCAUUUUCAAAAGACUUGAUUAACAGUUUAAAAUAGAUUGUUUUUAUUGGGGUAAAGUUUAACCUGCAGCCUGGUGCUUUCUGAGCAGAGUCCAGCACAUACAAGGGAGUGAAAGUUCUUGCCCUGCCACAGUUGGUGCCACAGAGGAAGGGUUCCAUCAUGUCAGUACUUGGUAGAUGGAGCAGCAUCUUCUAAAUGGCAGUGGCACGUGUUCCCUGGGAAGACAUUUCCCUCGCCGAAUUGUGUGUCGCUUCCCGGGAGGACUGUCACUCAGCACACAAUGUCUGGUGCCUCUCAGGGAGAAGUUUUGCCUCCCUGGUUAUAUCAGGUACCCCCAGCCCCUCCCAUCUACCCUUCCCCAUUUCCCCUAGAGAAAGCUAGAAUUCCAACCCCAAUCCGCUGGAAUCAUUAAGGGUAACCCGUGGAGAGUUGCACUUGUCAGGCAGUGUCAGAUGAUCCCUAAGGGAGUUGCAGUGCAGUUCAGUUUAAGGAAAGAAUUGAUCUUGGUGGUGGUGUCUGGUGCUUUUAUUAUAUCCAGUCACCUGGCACUCUGGAGGUGCCCCCUUAGGAGCAUCAUCUCACCAAAUUACUGGCAUUGUCGUGUGAAGUGAUCCCUCCUGUGGAUUUUCCAGUCCUUCCUGGGUAAAGUCCCAGCUCCCUGGCAGUGUGCAUCACUCUCAGGACAGUGUGGGUGGAGUCCCAUAGUCACAUGUAUUUACCUGCUGUGACAGGAGCUCACAUAUCAAAUUGUUGAGUCUGGUGGCGUUAAGCAUUCCAGUGUACAGCAGUGCUGCUUCUCACUUGUGGAUCAUCAUUUAAACGUUCUCAUAACGUUAGCAUCCUGCCAAGUUAUAUCAGCAUUUGCGAGGGGAAUCACUUUGUAACCUCAUUUUCAUUGCACAAGCACAUCGAGUUGUGUCUGUGUACCUCCAGUGUUGCUACUGUAAAAGAGAUUGAUAUUUUGAUUAUUGUCUAGUGAUCUGGCUGGUCGUUAUAAUACAUUUACUCUAUUCAAAUUUAGGAAAUCAAUUUUUUUAUAUAUAUAUAUAUUUCCUGUUCUGUCCUAGGUUUUAAGUCAUUCUUAAGCAUUAGCCAUAGGUUUGUUCACAUCAUAGUUUUUAUUUCUAUGAACUCUAUAUACAAAGAUGUGUUCUCAAAUUGACCAAAAAAUGCUUUGUUUAAAUAUGUACAAUAAGUGACUCAUUGUGUGGGGUCAGUAUGAACUGACAUUAUUACCUGUAUGAAUGAUAGUGCCAUAGUGUGCGGCAAGGACAGCAAACAGUGCCAACGCCAUUGUCGACGUUCUGUCUCAUUGUCUUGCUAGUUGCUCCCUGUUCUUUAUUUUGUUACUUUGCCUUGUUUAGUGUUAGCCACGUGGCUGCCAAGUGGUACUAUGUGUGAACUUAGCGCUAUUCUGUGUCAUGCAGCGUCGAGUGGUGGCAGGAGCAAGAACAAGAUGAGACAAGGGCAAUGAUCCCCCACAAAUAUCAGCACAAAUUACAAAGAGUAUCUCCAGGAAGUAAGCUUCCAAAUUAGCUGGUGCCAGCUUCCCAGCACCACAGUUGGGUGCCAGAUGUACAGCCUAUUGCAUAAUAUCUUCCUUGCCUUGUUUUUUUGUAGUCAAGCAGAUAUAAUGAUUUCAUGUUGAAAGAAAAUUAAUAUUUAUUGUACUGAUAUGACUAAGGAAAUUCAUUUUGAAUCAGUAAUGAGAAUUUUUCUUUUUGGCAGUUUUACUGCUGAUAAGUGAUUGCUAUGUAUAGAUGUGUAUGGACUCAAGUUGUCAUUUGGGCAGUUUUGUAAAUUACAAAUUUUCCAAGAAAGUUUUAUUUGAGUUUCAUGCAGUUCAUAAGAUCAGUGAAGGUCACUUCAUGUGGUAUGGUUUAUUACUUUUCCUUCUGUUUUAUAUUGAUUUUAUUAUAGUUUUUAAAACCUAACUACCUGCAUAUAUAUUUUUUUUAACAUGAGUGUAGGGACUGGUUAUAUUAUGUAACUUAAACAGCAAAUGCUAGUCAACAUGCCCUGCCCACUCGACAGCAUCAUGUAAAUUUAUUAAUGUAUUGCACUACAUAUUCUUGAAUUCAUUGUAUAAAGUCUUACAGCUAUACAGACUUGUACAGCAUAUGUGACGAGUGAGAGAUUCCAUGUACAGUGGACAGUGAAAGGAGUUUUGAGGGUAGUAUACUAUAUAAUGCAUAUUUGGAUUAGUAUACUACUAACUAUGAAUAAAAGGCAUUUGCAUUUGA